AUGAGAGCGAGAUCUCGGAAACAGCGUAGCUCAAGGGGCGUCCAACGCCCUCCAUACCCCUCAAGGCAGCUGCUCAUUCUGGCUGCGUGCCGGAUCUGCGAGCCGAUCGCCUUCAUGUCGAUUUUCCCUUACAUCUACCACAUGGUAAAAGAUUUCAACAUUACCAAUGAUGAGAGCAAGAUCUCGUUCUAUGCCGGCAUGGUGACCUCGGCCUUCACUUUUGCAGAAUUCUCCACUGGCUUUCUGUGGGGCCGGCUCAGUGAUAAGAUCGGCCGAAAACCCGUCUUAUUGAUGGGAAUGGGAGGUACUGGCCUGAGCGUCCUAAUCUUUGGUUUCGCCCCGAGUCUCAAGGUUGCUCUGUUUGCGCGCGCUCUGGGAGGCUUUCUCAAUGGGAAUAUGGGGGUUCUUCAAACGACGGUUGCGGAACUGGUCACGGUUAAGGAACACCAGCCUCGCGCUUACUCCGUCAUGCCGUUGGUCUGGUGUAUUGGUUCUAUCGUUGGUCCCAUGAUUGGCGGUGCUCUUGCAAAACCGGUGGAAUCUAUGCCGUCGAUUUUCAAGCCAGGCAGCAUCUUCGAUCGUUUCCCUUACCUGCUGCCUAACCUAUUCAGUGCGGUUUGCGUUCUGAUAGGUGUCAUCAUCGGCAUUCUGUUCCUCGAGGAGACUCAUGCAGAGAGAAAGAAACACCGCGAUCCUGGUCUCGAGCUGGGCAAGGCCAUUCUCGUUUGGUUGCCCAUUCAGUCGUGCCGGAACAGAGAGCCUGCCAAGAAGCCUGAAGAGCAGCCUCUCCUCUUCGACACCGAUGAGCCUUUGCCAGGAUACCUUACCAACGAGGACUCCGAUGCUUCAUUUGAGACGGAUUCUGAUCCUGCAGAGCCUGUGGAUGUGGAGAGGCUCGAGAGGACACUCAACGAGCAGGUUUCUGCCACCGAGGCCGUAAAGUCGACUGGAAAGAUCUUCACCAAGCCCAUCAUCACCAUCAUCGCUUCUUACGGUGUUCUUGCCUUCCACACCAUGGCCUUUGACUCGCUCCUCCCGGUGUUCCUCAGCACAAACCCACCAAAAGAUGGAAUCCCAAUGAAGCUGCCUUUCAAAUUCUCGGGAGGCUUCGGACUCGACACCCAGACAAUUGGCGUGAUUCUUUCCGUCCAGGGUCUCUAUUCGAUGUUUGCGACUAAGGUCCUUUUCCCCGCAAUUACGGAAAAGAUGGGUCCGCGCCGUGUAUUCCAGCUCAUGUCGAUCUUGUACCCGCUGCUGUACUUUUGCACUCCUUACAUCGUCCUUCUUCCGCCGAGCCUGCACAAAGUCAGCAUUUAUGCGCUCAUCAUUUGGAAGUGCUCGAUUACAACGCUUGCAUACCCCAGCAAUGCUAUUCUCCUCAGCAACUCCGCGGUGAGCACUCUGACGCUCGGCACAAUUAAUGGGGCCGCUGCUUCGACGGCCAGUUUCUGUCGUGCUAUGAGUCCGAUUGUAUCUGGAUCCCUCUACACCAUGGGUCUUGAGUCGGGCUAUUCUGGCCUGGUAUGGUGGUUUACAAUGCUGAUAACCUUCGGAGGGGCUUAUAUUGGGCUCAAGAUCAAGGAACCUCGCGGUCGGCUGGAUGAGAAAGACGACAUUGAAGUAUCACCCGAAGCAGACUCGAGGCAAUUAACGCGAGCAUAG
Molecule: messenger RNA, 1662 nt
Organism: Thermochaetoides thermophila DSM 1495
Lineage: Eukaryota; Fungi; Ascomycota; Sordariomycetes; Sordariales; Chaetomiaceae
Product: tetracycline:hydrogen antiporter-like protein
Exons: 6
Coding region: 1-1662 (553 amino acids)
Biological process (GO): transmembrane transport
Molecular function (GO): transmembrane transporter activity
Source: RefSeq, a predicted model, not a curated record